Molecule: messenger RNA, 3089 nt
Organism: Rhagoletis zephyria (snowberry fruit fly)
Lineage: Eukaryota; Metazoa; Arthropoda; Insecta; Diptera; Tephritidae
Product: mucin-2-like
Cellular component (GO): extracellular region
Molecular function (GO): chitin binding
Source: RefSeq, a predicted model, not a curated record
AUGAAGCUAUUAUUGUCAGCUUCGGCCAGCACACUUGUGUUGCUGGUCGCAGCGCUUACCGUCACAACCUUUACGCCCAGCCUCGCCCAGCAGUCCCAGUUCAUCUGCCCUAAUGAAAGUGGUUAUUAUCCCCAUGAAGACUGCUGGAAGUUCUGGCAGUGCGGCAAUUGGAUCGCCUACGAGCAGCCUUGUGCCCCCGGAACACAGUGGAACCAGUCGCUGCUCACCUGCGACCACAUCACCGACUGUGUUCGACCGGACGGUCAGACAACACCGGCCGCUGGUGGUGGUGGGCAGAGUCCAUCAACCACGGAAGAGGGCAUCGGCGGCGCCUCCACCACCACCGAAGGGUUCGUCACUGAAAUUUGUGAUCCCAAUACCACCGAAGGAAACGCAGGCGCCCAGCCAACUCAGGGCCCCUCUGACAACUUCAAGUGCCCCAAUGAAACCGGCUACUACCCUCACAAGGACUGCUGGAAGUUUUGGCAGUGCGGCAAUGGCAUCGCCUACGAGCAGACCUGCGCCCCGGGAACGCAGUGGAACCAGACCAUCCUCACCUGCGACCACAUCACCGACUGUGUGCGGCCUGAUGGACCCUCGCCGGCACCGACCGAGCUUCCAGCCACGAAUCCAAUCACUGAGGAUAAGGAGACUGAUGCUCCCACCCAAGGGCCCACGGAAGGACCAACUGACGGCCCCACUCAGGGACCAACUCAGCCGCCUUCUGACAACUUCAAGUGCCCCAACGCCAGCGGCUACUACCCUCACAAGGACUGCUGGAAGUUUUGGCAGUGCGGCAAUGGCAUCGCCUACGAGCAGACCUGCGCCCCGGGAACGCAGUGGAAUCAGACCAUCCUCACCUGUGACCACAUCACCGACUGCGUGCGACCUGAUGGCCCAUCGCCGCCUCCACCUCAGCCAACAACAUCGGCUUCACCGGCGACAACUGCUCCGCCACCAGCUCCCCAGCCAACAACACCCGAGGAGGAGCCCGAGACUGAGCCACCGACGCAAGGGCCGACCCAGGGUCCCACACAGGGCCCAACUGAUGGGCCAACUGACGGCCCCACCCAGGGACCAACCCAGGGCCCCACUGAGCCACCGACGCAGGGUCCAACUGAUGCUCCCACCACUGAUGCGGUGCCAACUGCCGGCCCGACCCAAGGCCCAACCGAAGGUCCGUCCACCGAAGACCCCUCUGAUGACUUCAAGUGCCCCAGCGAGAGCGGCUACUUCCCCCAUGAAGACUGCUGGAAGUUCUGGCAGUGCGGCAAUUGGAUCGCUUACGAGCAGACCUGCGCUCCGGGCACUCAGUGGAAUCAGAGCAUUCUCACCUGUGACCACAUCACCGACUGUGUGCGGCCUGAUGAGCCAUCAUCACCACCACCACCACCUCCGGCGUCGUCUUCGACGACCAGUGCCGCUCCAGUCACCUCGACCAGCACCACCACUCCCGCUCCAGCGACGACUGAAGCCGAGGAAGUGGACGACGAGCCGAGCACUCAGCCGCCCACGGAGGCACCGCCUACCCAAGGCCCAACGCAGGGCCCAACGCAAGGGCCGACUGACGCCCCAACCGAUGCCCCAACGGAUGCUCCCACCGAGGCGCCCACACAAGGCCCAACUCAGGGCCCCUCGGACGGCUUCAAGUGCCCCACCGAGAGUGGCUACUUCCCGCACAAGGACUGCUGGAAGUUCUGGCAGUGCGGUAACUGGCUCGCCUACGAGCAGACCUGUGCCCCGGGAACGCAGUGGAAUCAGACGCUGCUCACCUGCGACCACAUCACCGACUGUGUGAGGCCGCCUCAGCAGUCCACCACAACAUCGGCAGCACCGGCCUCUUCGUCGACGACAACUCCUGCGCCAGCUCCCCAACCAACAACUCCUGAGGAGGAGCCCGAGACUGAGCAGCCACCGACGCAAGGGCCGACACAGGGACCCACACAGGGUCCUACCGAUGGCCCUACCCAGGGCCCAACGGAAGGACCGACUGAUGGACCAACUGACGGCCCCACACAAGGGCCAACUCAGGGACCAACCCAAGGCCCCUCAGACGGCUUCAAGUGCCCCAAUGAAACUGGCUACUACCCGCACAAGGACUGCUGGAAGUUCUGGCAGUGCGGCAAUUGGAUCGCCUACGAGCAGACCUGCGCUCCGGGAACACAGUGGGCCCAGGACAUCCUCACCUGCGACCACAUCACCGACUGUGUGCGACCUGAUGGCCCAUCGCCACAGCCGCCUCAGCCCACAACAUCACCGGCACCACCGGCGACAACUGCUGCACCAGUGUCCACCACAGCGGCACCACCAGCUCCACAGCCAACAACUCCUGAAGAGGAGCCCGAGACUGAGCAGCCACCGACGCAAGGGCCGACCCAGGGACCUACACAGGGACCGACUGAUGGACCUACACAAGGACCAACUGAUGGGCCAACAGACGGUCCUACUGAUGGUCCCACCCAGGGCCCCUCGGACGGCUUCAAGUGCCCCAACGCCACCGGCUACUACCCGCACAAAGACUGCUGGAAGUUCUGGCAGUGCGGCAAUGGGCUCGCCUACGAGAUGACCUGCGCCAAUGGCACGCAGUGGAACCAGACGCUGCUCACCUGUGACCACAUCACCGAUUGCGUACGACCUGAUGGGCCGUCGCCGCCGGCAACGACCACUGCGCUUCCAGCUUCGUCAACAACAACAGCUCGGCCGCCAACACAGCCACCAACACAGCCACCUACGCAGCCGCCAACCGAUGCUCCCACUGAUGCACCGACUGAUGCUCCCACCGAGGCUCCUACCAAUGCCCCAACAAACCCGCCAACUAAUCCCCCAACAAAUCCUCCCACAAACCCUCCUACAAACCCACCUACAAAUCCUCCCACUAACCCUUCGACAAAUCCCCCAACAAAUCCACCCACAAGACCUCCUACAAUCACAACAACGACCACCACGACGACCACCACGACCACCACGACCACCGCCGCCCCUCUGCCCGACUUCCGCUGCCCCACCGAGAGCGGCUACUACCCGCACAAGGACUGCUGGAAGUUCUGGCAGUGCGGCAACAAGAUCGCCUACGAGAAGACCUGCCCGCA